CUCGUCUUGUCUGCCCGUCCUCCACGCCCCGAUUAUCGUGCAACCUACAUUGAGUCCUCGACUGCCGUGAUCUUUCGCCUCACAUCGUCUUGUAGAACAAAUUUGCCGUCAGUCAAGCUGGUCAGAUCUGGCCGUGGCUUGCCAGAGCACCGUGCUGGUGCUUAUCUGACCGCCAAGUCGACCUAUGGAACCUCCAAGCACCUUUGCGAUUUACCAACCUUGAUUCACAACAAGCCAGCACCACCAUGACAGACCAGGCAGAACCUGUGGUGUCAUCCCAGGUUGAACCAGCCGGUACUUCUUGCAACGAUUCGAUAGAUUUCGUCACGUUGGGCAUGUUCAUCAUAGAUGACAUUGAGUAUCUUCCUCCUAAACCGCCAGUCAAAGACAUCCUUGGCGGAGCAGGUGCAUAUGCAGCUCUCGGGGCCCGUCUGUUUUCGCCAGCGCAGUUGUCACAAUCCGUAGGCUGGAUUGUCGACAAGGGCUCCGAUUUUCCGGAGAGCGUCGCGAACACAAUCUCAUCAUGGAACACUUCAGUAUUGGUGAGGGACAACCCAAAUCGGUUGACGACGAGGGGCUGGAACGGCUAUGACAAGCACCAGAACCGCGCGUUCAAAUACACAACCCCAAAGGUGAGGCUUACUGCGGAGGACCUCGACUCGUCCCUCAUCAGGGCUCGUUCGUUCCACCUCAUUUGCUCUCCAACCCGCUGUCGCGAGCUGGUCAAUGAAAUCAGAUCCCGGCGCAACGACUUGACCACGGCCGAGGGCAACCACCUGCCCAAGCCCAUCUUCAUAUGGGAGCCCGUCCCAGAUCUCUGCACGCCCGACGAACUGCUCAACUGCACAAAUACCCUACCUCUGGUCGACAUCUGCAGCCCAAAUCAUUCGGAGCUAGCUGGCUUCAUGGGUGACAGCGGGCUCGAUCCAGAGACCGGCGAGAUCAGCACUCGCGCGGUCGAGCGUGCCUGUGAGCAGCUCCUCGGGAGCAUGCCGCUGCAAUCCUUCUCCUUGGUUGUUCGCGCGGGCGAAAAGGGAUGCUACCUGGCCAGGAACGGAGGCCGCAAGCGGAAAGCCCGCUCCGGCGAAGGGCGGCGCAAGAAGCCCGCGGCACACCUGCACGGCCCCCUGCGGCCAGAGAUGGACAUGGAGGCUCUCUUUGCCGGCCUGAUGCAGGACAGUGACGGGUCCGUGUCGCGGGAGGAGAUCGAAGUCGACCCUGGCGUCGAGCGCUGGAUCCCGGCGUACCACACGGACAAAGAAAAAGUCGUGGAUCCGACGGGCGGCGGCAACACGUUCCUGGGCGGACUGGCCGUCGCCCUGGCCAGGGGGAAGAGCCUGGAAGAGGCGGCGGCCUGGGGUGCAGUGGCGGCCAGCUUUGCGAUCGAGCAAGUAGGCGUACCUGUCCUGGGCAGGGAAGUCACAGAACAGAGCAAGACGGGAGAAGCCGUACCGGAAGCUCUGCAAGUCGAGGAGGCGACAGGGCCAGAGGCGACGUCACCGGCUGCGGUGGCAGAGAACACGGAUGCGACACCCACAGCUGCAAGAGAGACGUGGAAUGGAGUUGUAGUCGAGGACAGAUUUGAAGAGUUCAAGACGAGACUGGCGUUCAGCCAGGCGUAAACGAACAUGAAGGCCAGCGAUAUACUCCCAGGCAAGCAGCUGGCCCUAAUUCACACCAAAAAGAGGCUAGAAGGUUAUAGACAGACUAGAUGAGGGUGGUGAAAAGAGAAUUUAGAUCAGCCAG
Molecule: messenger RNA, 1746 nt
Organism: Microdochium trichocladiopsis
Lineage: Eukaryota; Fungi; Ascomycota; Sordariomycetes; Xylariales; Microdochiaceae
Product: Ribokinase-like protein
Exons: 2
Coding region: 246-1622 (458 amino acids)
Source: RefSeq, a predicted model, not a curated record